CCAGGAAUAACCAAUUUAGUUUCUUUGCUUCGCUAUAUCAACUAAUGACACUAACAGGAUAAAAUAAACCGGAUUGCCGAUAGCAUAAUAUUUACAUUAAUAAAUGCCUAAUAAGUAUAAAGACUAAAAUCACCUUCACCGGUGAUUGGAUGCGUUUCUAUCUCUAUGUAAUCCAAAUCCAUAUGUCCACCUGAUUUUUGCAUGCAAAAGGUUGAUAUUGCUCUACUAACAUGUUACUCAAAGUGAUAGUGAUUUUGUUGCCUUUAAUACAUGCAGCAAAAAGUGUGCGAAUUCUUGGCGUAUUUCCGUAUCCUGCUUACAGCCAUUAUCAACUGGGAGACAAAAUAUUAAAGGAAUUGGCAAGAAGGGGUCAUAAUGUUACUGUUAUCUCACCCUACGCCGAGGAUAAACCAGUGAACAAUUUUCAGCAGAUACUUUUAACAAAUACCAUUGCUGAAGCUAGGGGUUUGAAAAAGGAUUUAUUUACCAUUCACUCCAAGCUGAGUCCUUUAGAAAAAAUAUGGACAGUUGACACACUGGGCAUUACAUUCUCUGAAAAAACGCUAAACGACUCGAAAGUGCAGGCGCUUUUAAAGUCAAAUGCUGAAUUUGAUGCCGUUAUCGUUCACCAGUUCGCCACAGAGGCGUAUAAAGGAUUCUGUUACCACUUUAAAGCUCCUUGUAUAUCGGUGGUGACUAUGUUGGCCCCCAAUUGGAUAAAUCCGCAAAUGGGAAAUCCAGGACCGCCAUCGUAUGUGCCAGAAUUGUUCGUCGACUUGUCCUCCCCCAUGAGCUUUUUGGAAAGAUGCUACAACACAUUCGCUUUUUUAGCAGUGGCCCUGGUGACUCAUCUCUACACGCUCCCUAAGCACAAUCAAUUGCUGCAGACGUAUUUUCCAAACCCCCCAAAUAUUUACGAUGUGUAUUACAACUCUUCGUUAAUACUUGUCAACUCGCACCUAAGCAUAAAUUCCCCCGUGCCUUCUUUGCCGAACAUAAUUGACGUGGCAGGUUAUCACGUCAAUGAACCAAAGCCUCUUCCCGACGAACUACGAAACUUAAUGGAUAGGGCGAAGAACGGAAUAGUGUACUUUAGUAUGGGUUCCAAUCUUCAAAGUAAAGAUAUGCCAGUUGACAAACUAAAUAUGCUGCUAAGCGCUUUUGCCAAAUUAGAUCAAACCGUUCUAUGGAAAUGGGAGGACGAAAAUUUAGUAGGAAAAUCGGAAAACAUCGUCAUCAGAAAGUGGUGGCCUCAACAGGACAUUUUAGUGCACCCCAAUGUGAAGUUAUUUAUUACUCACGGCGGUUUACUGAGCACGAUCGAGGCAGUAUACCAUGGCGUACCCAUUUUGGGUAUACCAGUAUUUGGCGAUCAGGAAACGAACCUAGCGUCCGUUGUAAAGGGAGGGUACGGAUUAUCAGUGCAUUACAAUGAGCUAUCCGAGGACGCUCUCAGUUUUGCAUUAGAAGAAUUGCUGAAGAAUCCCACGUAUUCAAGAAACGUGAAACAACGAUCGAAAAUUAUGCACGAUCAACCAAUGCGACCAUUGGAUACCGCUAUUUAUUGGAUUGAAUAUGUAAUACGAUACCAAGGGGCCGAUCAUCUCAAAUCUGUUGCUCGAAGCUUAAGUUGGUAUCAGUACUUUUUAUUAGAUGUAAUACUCGCUUCGAUUGUAUUAGUUUACUUGCUAAUGUAUCUCACCAAAUGUUUGUUUCAUUUUGUAACCAAAAAUGUAAAUAGUAUUAAAGGAAAGCAUAAGGUCGCAUAAGCAA
Molecule: messenger RNA, 1773 nt
Organism: Photinus pyralis (common eastern firefly)
Lineage: Eukaryota; Metazoa; Arthropoda; Insecta; Coleoptera; Lampyridae
Product: UDP-glucuronosyltransferase 2B15-like
Exons: 4
Coding region: 231-1769 (512 amino acids)
Molecular function (GO): UDP-glycosyltransferase activity
Source: RefSeq, a predicted model, not a curated record